UUUAAAUUAAUUGGCAAGAACCAUUCUCGUGUUACGUCAAACAUCAAAAUCAAAUGCGUGUAUUUAUAUUUUUGUCGAAAUAAAUCAAGGAAAAUUCUUGUUUCUUGCCUAUGAUCUGCUGUUCGUAAAUAUAUCCUAUAUAUUUCAUUAAGAAAACAACAGUACUUACUUAAUUUGCUUUUUCCCACACAGAACAAUGUGUACUUUCAGUUUUGUGACUAAGCCUCUCCAUAAUCCUGUCACUUUAUUUACUAAUAAUUUCGAACUCAUUGAAAAAUAUUGAAAAUCUUUUUGUUAUUACGUUGUUCAAAAAUGGAAGUGAACCCGUUAAAUAUAUUUUUCGUGAAAUCGGACAGUAAGGGGGAUAGGUUAUUGUUCCGAUAUCCUUUUACAACUGAAAACAAGGAUGAGAGUAAACAGAAAAAAUGUGGAAGACACAAUCCGUACGCAGUUAGCUCUGCAGAGGAUCUCCUACAGAACCCACAGUCACAAACCUCUAAUAUCUGUAAAGCUGGAAGUCGCCCAUUGCUGGACGUAGGUCUUCCAAUAGAUGUUAACAAUCAACAACAUCGUCAGCUUACUACUAGCAAAGGUCAACUAAGUGGCUUUACUGAUGAAAUGCUGUCGACCCUGUUUGCAGUCAAGGCAGAAUUGUGUAACAGGAAGUUUGAAUUGAAAGUAAAUGAUGUUAGAUUUGUGGGACAUCCCACUUUGCUGCCAUAUAGGACUAAUAAGGAUGAUACAGCUGCUAUGAUACUUAUUAAUAUAGUAUUCGCAUUGCAAGCAUCUGCUAGUCAUUCUAUUGUUAAAUGUUAUUAUGAUCUGAGUAAAAGGCUGGGUAAGGCAUUGAGGCAUGAAGAAAAAAGGUGUUCAUAUUUGACUGAAGAAAUGAAAAUUAUGUUGGCAGCCCACGACGAAGUAUCGGCGCUAGAUAGCGAAAUGAAUGGAGAUAAUGAUGAUGAAGAGGACAAUCUGCGUCAUUCAGUCAGCACCACAAAUAGUGCUGAUAACUUUUUGGACACUGGACCAAUGUCUGCCUUCCAUCUCAUACUGCAGAGGAGCUCACUGGCACGGUCCAUGAAGGCUGUGUUUGAAGAAUUGAGCAGUACUGGUAUAGUCCAAGCCAGAAUAAACAAAUGGGUGUUCCUGUCGUUUUGUUUACCACACAAAGCACAUCAGAUCCACAACAGGGGAUUGAUCAUAGAGCCAGAAACCAUAGACAAAUGUCUACAGAAACUCAGGCCAUAUCAUGGUAUGCUGUUAUUGGUAAAUCCAAAUGAUCUCUUGGCGUCAAUACCACUGGAUGGAAGUUCCGCUUUACUGAGAUUAAUAAAACUAUACAGCCCACUCAAAAGCUUGCAGACUCUUGCUAUUGAAGCAGAUCUCACAUUUAAACAGGUGUCUCAGCUGACUGGCCAUCUGGUGUAUUGGGCUAAAGCGACGGUCAUAUACCCGCUGUGCGAGGGUAACGUGUAUGUGGUCGCCCCAGGCGCCAACGUGCACAUACAUUCGCCGCUCGUCGAAGAGUUCGCCAAGGAGUUUCCCGGAUUGUGCCUUUUACACAUGCUGAGCGAGUUCUCUCUGCCGGCGCCGCUGUGGUUCAUGUGGCGUGGCGGCGGCGGCGGCGCGGGCUCGGCGCGGCUGGCGCGCUGCGUGGCGUGGCUGCUGCAGCGACGUCUGCUGCUGCAGCUGCACACCUACGUGCAGUUCAACUCGCCGCACUGGGGGCGUGAUCCCGAUGGGAAGGAAUAUUUCUGCGAGAAACACGAUCUCUACAACCGUUCAUGCAGCAUGUCAUUCUCAUCCCUAAAUCACAUGCAACUUAACGUGCCUGAGCCGGUGGAGCCUAGGGACAACACGAUAUUUCCAGACUCGGACGAGGACUACCCUACAGAGAACAACCUCAACCAAACAGAUUUCUCUCACACUGGUCCAAUAGUAAUUGAUUCUGAUCGCAAGAAGUAUGAGAACUUUAAUGAAACCGACUCGGCCAAUCAUUCGUUUGACGAUGGAGUAGACGUCGUAGAUGGUGUAAAGACUAACGGAGUAAAUGGCGAUUUCGCCAAAAGUGAUAAAGUCCAGAAGAAAUUGCAGGCAAAUUCUCUGGAUAGCGGUAUAUGCAGUAAUAUUAACGGUGUUAAUGCUGUUGUGGAGGUUAAUGGUAAUGAAAAUGGGGAUGUGAAUGGUGAUACUAAAACGGAAGAAAAGAAAGGGUUGCCGUCGCGUUUGUCAGAUUUGUCUUUGAAAGACAGCGAGAAUCAGCUCAGCAGGGAUACAAGCAGUGAUGAAGAUAGGUUUGAAAGUGAUCAAGAUAUAUCGCCAAGGAUCAAAAAUUCUGGUGGUUUAACAAACGGAAAUGAUAAGAAGGGUGGCGUUUCGUUGAACUUGAAGCUGCAGAGUGAGAUGAGUUUCCAGCCGCCGACGGUGUGGAGCGCGCCGGGCGGGUGUGAGGCGGGCGGCGCACGCGCAGGCGGCGGCGCGUCGGGCGCCGACGAGCUGCUGCACACCUUCAGCGCCGUCGAACGCGCCGCCCUCGCUGCCGUGCCCGCCGCCGCCAACCACGAGGACCUGCUGUUGCUCGCGCAGCUCCACAAGAAGGGUUAUUUCCGCGGCGAACAGCAUUUAGAAGAGAUAAUGUUUAUGGAAAAUGUCAGCCGCUCGCAACUUUUACAGCUGCUGGACAAGUUCAAAGAUGUAUUGAUAACUUUCGAGACCGAAGACCCCGCGGUCGCCAUGCUGUACCCAUAUCAAUAGCUGUUAAAGGGUAGUGUUUGUGAAAUAUGUUAAGAGCCUCUAACGGGCACUAAUUGCUAACAUCACACGGAAAUACUUUAGUAUCGUGUAUACGAGAAUUAAUAUGACUUACGAUUACGUAGUACCAAGAGUCGACCCAAUAUUUUCGGGUCAGUGUGUAUAUCGCACUUUUCAAACCCAGUUCUAUAUGGCUGGUUCAAAGGCGUUAGUCAAAUAACAUGAUUUUACUGUUUGUUACAAUAUCAUGCGGGAAAUUUUUCCAAGUGAAUUUGGGAAUUUAUGACUUUAUAAUUUUGCUGGUGCAAUACCUUCACUUUACUUGCUAAUUAUUUUACGUUAUGUAAUAAAAAGGUGGCGUAACUACAAGGCAUUUUUUUAUGCCAGUGGUCUCUAGUCUCGAAUGGUCGUGUGAAUGAUGUGUAAUCAUCAUCAUCCACAGGAUGUCCACUGCUGAACAUGGGCAGAUCUGUAAUAUAUUUAAUUAAUAUAACGUAAAUGUAUCUUAUUUGAUGUCACGGGCGGGUCUAGCUUUCAUUUCAGGGUGGGGGUCUAUUCACGACAAACUCAAAAUCGAUUACAAUAAUAAAUUUAAUUACAAAUAAGAAAUAGUAUGUUAUUUUUAAACGUCAAAAUAAUUUUAAUCAUAUAACGAAAUCAAUUUUCCUCUGAACACAAAUAACAGUAAUUAUGCAUGUCAUUCGUGUGUAAUAGCUAUCAUUUAAAAUAUUUAUUUUAUUAAAUAUAUAUUAAUAAGAGACCUUAAAAAUUAUCAGUAGUCACCUAGGUCCUGCCCAGGAAGGGGUCAUGACAAUGACCCCCCUCUUUCUACAUCCGCCCUUGUUAGAUGUCAUUUAGGUUAGGACUUUACAUAAACAACCAUUGAUCCAAGGAAAUUAAUAUUAAAUUAUUAAGUUCAAACUGAAAUGAUAAAUACCCUGUUUCGUUAGGUUGUUCAGCAUUUUCAUGCUUGUAUAUAGUGUUCUAAAAUAGCCAACGUAUUCCUUCACAGUAUAUUGAAUGUCAACUUAUCAAAAUGUCAUAAUAGUGUUAAAUGGCUAUAGCAAUAUUGAAAAUACGGACAUGGAACAUGUGCUCAUCAAAUGUAGUGAUUUAAAACUAAUGUAAUGCAGUUAAAAUAAAAAUAUAGUCUAAUUGAUAACAGUAAUUUGAUGUGUGUUUUAUACUAUUUAAAUUAAGUACCAUACGAUGAUAUGUCUAAUUUUGAUUCUACUGAUAGUCUUUUAAAGCGGCGCCUCUCGCAAAGCGACGCUUUAAUUAUAACUAUACUUGCAUAUAGAAAAUAAAACAUAUUAUUUCUAGAAUAUGAUAUCUUUAUUUUAAUUUUGUUGGUUAUACUUGGUUGCAUAAUUAUUUUAUAACGUUGAUAUUAUUUCAUUCGUUUCAUAAUGAAUAAGCCACUAAAAUUUCUCGAUUCCGUGCAUCUUCUCCUAAAGUACACGACAUUUUAAUUUGCAACCUACAUACACUAUUAAAUAGACAUGGUAGUUUAAUAUUUUUAAAAAAUAUUAAAUUCAUUUUUAAAGGAAAUCGUUCAUAGUGCUUCGCAUAUUUCCGCCCGUUACUCGAGCGUCGUAAAUAUAUGGAACGAAUGCUAAAAACAAUUUGUUUGGUGAAGCGCCUUAAAAUACUGUAGUAUUAGCCCCUUAUUCAUAGACGUUUUUUAUCCAAGGACGGAGCACUGCUGUGAUAAGUCUCUUUCUCAGUGCUGACGGCAUGGCAGCCUUCGCAGUGCGUAGACGUAGGGCCAUUGUGAUUGGCUUAUAUUAAGAUUCGACUUGAAUCUAGUUGGCUCUCAGAUAUACAAAGCUGAUAAACAGAUUUUUAUCAUAACCAUGCUCCGUCCGUAGAUAAACACGGUCUAUGAAUAAGGGGAUUUAAUUAUUAUGUCUUAUCCUUUGAUUAAAAAUUGGUCUUAUCAUUAAAUUCAUUUUUAAUAUCA
Molecule: messenger RNA, 4714 nt
Organism: Manduca sexta (tobacco hornworm)
Lineage: Eukaryota; Metazoa; Arthropoda; Insecta; Lepidoptera; Sphingidae
Gene: Nprl3
Product: GATOR complex protein NPRL3
Exons: 12
Coding region: 313-2754 (813 amino acids)
Biological process (GO): cellular response to amino acid starvation; negative regulation of TORC1 signaling; TORC1 signaling
Cellular component (GO): GATOR1 complex
Source: RefSeq, a predicted model, not a curated record